AUGUUUCUGAUUUUAUCUUAAGAUGAUCAUCCACUUUAUGAAAGAAGAUUUCCUUUAAAAAAAACUACUUUAGGAAGUUAACAACUUUUAAAUGCAUAAUUUAUAUUACAUGCUUCUUUAGAUGUGUUUGAAGAGAAAUAUAAAUCAUCAAAAGAAUUGUACAAAUCAAUUUAAUAAAAAGAUUUCUAAAGGAAAUAGAAUAAAAAUAGGAUUAUAGAAUCUUUGGAUAUGUGACACCAUCAAAUAUUAGAUUUUUGAUUUUAACAGAUUAAGAAGAAGAAAAAGUUAAAGGAUUUUGUUAAUUGGCACAUGAAUAACUUAUUAAAGUAUUGAUGAAUCCACUUUAUUAAUUGGGAUCAUCUAUUUCUUCUUCUAAUUUUGAUCAUGUAAUUUAAUAGUUGCUUCAAACCAGAUUAAACUAAUGA
This is a messenger RNA of Paramecium primaurelia, 425 nucleotides long. NCBI's taxonomy places the organism in Eukaryota, Ciliophora, Oligohymenophorea, Peniculida, Parameciidae. The record is from the annotation of a GenBank genome assembly.